AUGAAUACUAAAGUAGAAAUCAGUGCACAGGUAACUUCUCAAGGUCUGUCUUUAGGGUUUUUAAACUCUGUCUUGAUCAGUCAAAGUCGAGAAAUCGAAGAGUAUCUCGUAGACGAGAGUGACGAUGGUAACAUCACGAGUCUUGGUUCUUACAACGAUUCUUCUUUUCGUGCCCAACUAUCUCUUCUCCAGUUCAAAGACUUUGGACCAACCACAGUUCAUCAACAAAUCAAGACCCGCUUCAACGACCCUGUCUUGUCCCGACUUAUCACCAAUCGGAUUGUUCUCGAAUCUCAACGGAAAGAUUUGCCACAGGGAGCCUUGUUGAUCACGGUAUUCGUCAAAUUUACAAAGAAAGAGUACAUCACCGUGCCUUGUAAUUCUGCUCCUUGGACAGAGAAAGUAGAAGGAUCUUGUGCGGUUUGUCUAGAGGAGAUGUCUGAACAAGAAGUCCUAUGCCAACCGCCUGGAUGUGUGCACAUGUUUCAUGAAGAUUGCUUAACCCAUUGGUUGGAUCAACAUGACUCUUGUCCUCUCUGUCGCCAAUCCACAAACCCUUUAACCAACAAACAGAGUGAAGCUUUGGAGAAGUUAACAGAGGCUUAA
Molecule: messenger RNA, 606 nt
Organism: Eruca vesicaria subsp. sativa (arugula)
Lineage: Eukaryota; Viridiplantae; Streptophyta; Magnoliopsida; Brassicales; Brassicaceae
Source: the annotation of a GenBank genome assembly